This is a messenger RNA of Ilex paraguariensis (yerba mate), 651 nucleotides long. NCBI's taxonomy places the organism in Eukaryota, Viridiplantae, Streptophyta, Magnoliopsida, Aquifoliales, Aquifoliaceae. The record is from the annotation of a GenBank genome assembly.
AUGCUGCAACUUGCUGCUGCACAGAGGAUGAACACAGAUGCAAGAAGGGCAAUCUUUUGUAUAAUAAUGAGUGGGGAGGACUACAUUGAUGCUUUUGCAAAACUUUUGAGGUUGGAUUUGCCAGGGAAGCAGNAUAGAGAAAUCAUGCGAGUUCUAGUGGAUUGCUGCCUACACGAGAAAGUCUUUAACAAGUACUAUUGUGUUCUGGCUUCCAAGUUGUGCAGCCAUGACAAAAACCACAAGUUUACUUUACAGUACUGCUUAUGGGACCAUUUCAAAGAAUUGGAGUCGAUGCAGCUGAUUAGAUCAAUGCACUUAUCAAAAUUUGUUGCCGAGCUGUUUGCGUCUUUUAGCCUCUCUCUUGCUGUCUUGAAGGCUGUGGAUCUAAGUGACACCAGACAACUAACUUCAAAAAAGAUUAUGCAUUUUCGAUUGCUAUUUGAGGCCGUCUUUGAGUUUCUAGAUAGGCUUGUUUGGAACAUAUUCAGGCGCAUAGCUGUCACCCCCGAGUACGAAACACUUCAAAACGGAAUCGUGUUCUUCAUCAGCAAGUAUGUUGUGAGUGACCAAAAAUCCACAGGAGAAAAAUUUAAGAUUGCAAAGAGAGCUCUUAACAAUAUUGAAGGAGUUAUCCUGAGUUUGGUGAUCUGA